Polyodon spathula (Mississippi paddlefish) is the source of this 333-nucleotide messenger RNA. Its product is annotated as zinc finger protein 474-like. The record is from RefSeq and is a predicted model, not a curated record. NCBI's taxonomy places the organism in Eukaryota, Metazoa, Chordata, Actinopteri, Acipenseriformes, Polyodontidae.
AUGCAACCAGCAAUAGUGAGGCGGCCAGGAACUGUUGUUUGCUACAUUUGUGGAUGGGAAUUUGGAUCCAAGUCUAUUAAUAUCCAUGAACCACAGUGUUUGAAAAAAAUGCACAUUGAAAAUAACCAGUUGCCAAAGAGUCUCCAAAGAACAGAACGUAAAAAGCCUUCAGUGAGUGUGGCCACAGCUACAGGCUUCUAUGAUCUUGAGGCACAAUGCCAAGCAUCCUGGCAAAACGCCCAGGUCCAGUUGAUGCCUUGUGAUAUCUGUGGGCAGACUUUCCUGCCAGACAGACUGACUGUCCACCAGCGAUCUUGUAAACCUCGAAAAUAA